UAUUCCAUGGUCUCUCUUCGUGUGUGCGAAGGAAAAUUGUGUGUUGUGGAUGGAAAUUUUCAGCGCUACCGUUUCGGUACCGAAACAGUGGCGUUGGGUUGCAGAACGCGCCAGUUGUUGUCCGAUCAUAGGCCCAGCUCUCGCUCAUCACAACAUACAUUGCACUACACGCGGGGUGCAGAGCAACGCAGAGCGACGGCGUGCAGCCACCCACUAAAGAAAGUGGAAACCAACCUCCCAUUCCUUUCGGGGGUAGGGGAGAAGAAGAAGGUGGAGGCGAAGAAGGAGUUGAAGGAGAAGGUGAUACAAAGCACACGGGAAAGUGCGGUAGUGAGUGAGAAUUUUUCGUCUGCGUUUUUGUUUUGUUCGUGCGUGUUUUGGAAUAAUUCUCCUCAGCAAUCAGUUUGUAAACACAAUCCGUCGGUUGACGUGUGUCGCGUGCAUCAAAAUGUGACCGAUCGAAUCGAUGUUUUACUCGUUCAAUCCCAACAAGCUAAAGUGUUGAAAUGAUUCUACGUGUCGUAUAGUUGUGUUCCAUAAUGAAAAUGCACGUUUAGCGCACCGUGGUGUGAAGACGAUGCGUAAUUUCGGUGUGUAAAAAGUGUCCGCAGUGUUGGUGAAGUGAAAUGGAAUAAUCGUACAUCGCUCAACUAAUCUAACGAAGCCCAGUGAAGUGAAUUUCGAAGGUUGUGCACACUAGUUAUUGUUUUCAAUAUCGUAUCGUCUGUGGUUGUGCGUUGGUUCUAUCUGUUUUGGUUGGUUGCCGUUUUUUGGGGAGUUAUAGACACUCGGAUACGUUAGCUCAGUGUUCGGUUACGUUACGUGGCAAGCGCACGCGAAACCGAAUGUCGCAACUACCUGUAGCUGUACUGUACGAAUGGAUGUUAUCUAUAUAAGAUAUUUUCUAUCGCCUAUUUAUACAUGCAUUAUACAUCUCUCUCUACAUAUACAUGCAUACAUACAAACGUUCUACUAGCUCUCUACGGUGUUGUACAUUAGAACUAACUGAAUCGCGCUCAGUAAAGUGUCGCAUGAGUGGUGGUGAGUGUACAAAACAAAAAAAAACAAACAAACAAAAUGAUGCACCAUUAAUGGCGCACCAGACCGAUGGCUGCAGUGUAGAUCCAGAAUCGCAAAACCUCGAACGGUUGUGAGCCAAACAAAACGUACUCGUCGUCUUGGGUGUUACUUCUUUGCCGAUGUUAGAAAUAUAAAGAAAGCACCACAAAAUGUGUACAGUAUAAAGCAAGCAAAACAAAAUAGAUAACCAAUAACCGUCCUCUUUAACGUGUAAGGUAAACAAAGUAGCUGGCCAAUCGUUCCAACGAACAGGCCACCUUUUAUUUCACAUCACACUCUAUCUCUCUUUCUCGCGCUCUGUAAGGCGUAAUUGUGAAGAUGAUUACUUUUACUCUCAGCACAAUACUCUUGUAAUUAGUAAAAAAACCAGAAGAAAGGAAAACCCACAAUGAGUGAUGUAAAGGGGAAGUCGAACGCAGAAAGGAACUAAAAACGAUAAUCAAAGUAAAGUGCAAAGCAGAACGAAAGUAUUUCCAACCGGAACGCGUGUGCCAAACAAAACAAAAAUAUAUCCACCGAACGCAACGAGAGAUACAAUUUAGUGCAAAAAAAAGAAAACGAAGAAAAAAAGUGAAAUAGAAAAAAGACACGCACAAUAGUAUCCCCGAGUCUCCAAACAAGCAAAUUUGACGUUUCGAAACGUCAUCACAACAAACCUGACAGCAAAUGUCAUCGACUAAACAAAUGUAGUUGAGACGGUUUGCCACAUGAGGGCGGUAUACGUGCAGAUACUAAGCCAUCCGUUUGGCUAAAAACGGUACCCAAACUGUCCCAUCGCGCGGUGAAAUGGUUUGUAAAGUUUACUAACAUCGCUUAAUUUCCGGUGCCGGGUUAGUAGAAAAGAAAUACCAGUUCGUGCAACAGUUUAUUUGUGUAUGGUGCCCGUUUAAUGUUACCCGGUGAAUCGUGUGCGUGUGCUAAGAACCGAAGUAUGUAACCAGUGUUGCCAGCACGUUCUGGCAAAUGGCGAUAAUGAUGAUGCGGCUUGCUGGUGAUUAUGGAGCUGUUGCGCUACCGGAACCGGCAACGAUUGGUACUGAAGAAAAAUGGCUUCCUAAAGCACCAACGGUGCGUCGUCGCUAGUGAUCGAAGCAACCGGUGAAUCGGUUCAAGGAUUCUGAAGCUUAAGGGACGGCUUUCAUCGGCCACCAUUAGACCCACCGAUCCGACCACGGCGCAGCGUGGAAUGUCAAAAGCGCGUGACGAGCGCACUCUGUGAGUUGCGUUCCGUUUUUUGGAGUUUUACCCACAAGGCUUCAUUCACCGUGCCGCGCUUCCGGUAAUUUCAUUUCACGAGAUUCCCCCAUCCCCACCAUCAUACGGUGUUGUGCCGGAUAACGAUUGCGAUAAAUGAGCUUUGCGAACGGUUGUGACUGUGCGUGCGUGAUUGCUUUUGCGUGCGUUUGAAGCAAAAGGAAAGCUGACAUGAGGUGGUAAGGAGACCGCGAGGCGCAUAUGUGCGUAUGUGUGUGUGCGCGUGUGUCUCUGUGUGGAUGUGUCUGUGAGCCGAUAAAAGCAAACCACAAAGGAAGUGCUGGCCAAGAAUUCGCAACACAAGAAAGGGAAGCAAAAGAAAAGCUCGUGGAAAAGUUAUUUCACGCGCAAUUGGAAACACCCACGGGUGGAUAAGCGGUCAAGGGUAGAGCGGUAAAAGGGGGGUAAAAAAAGGUUCAAUUGUGCAACCGUGCCUGUGUGAAUGUUUCAGUGGCCGUGUGUAUGUGUUUAGGUGAACGUGUGGGCGUGUGUGUGUGUGCGUCCGCACGCUUCCGUUUUGUUGUAGUACGCCACCAGAAGGAACCGUCCGUCCGGUGUAUGCAAGUGUGUGAGAAGCAGUUGACAACAUUCUGUCAUCGAUAGAAGUAAAUCAACGUGACGCUCGCAACCCGGAAUAGGAAAACCAUCCUUCGUAAUGGCUGCUGUUAACUCGGUCCAGAAUAGCAUUCGAUUGCCGUUGGCUGGAUUGGCGCCACCGCGCGUCCUUAUGUGUAGUGCCUCGAUGGGUGCGGAAGGUUCCGUCACACUUCAGCUCCGGGAAGCGGUACAGGCGCCCGAUGCAGCCGGUUCGCUGGACGGAGCGCUCACGAUCGGCUACCCGGAUCCGGAAAUGUUGGCCGAUAUGCUGGGCACAUUCCAGGGAGCUUCCACCGGUGCCACCGAUUCGGACGCUGGCAGUUUCGAUCUGCUGCAGGAUAGCAACGGUAGUUCCGCGGGAGCAACGCUACGAGCAACAGCGGCCGAUCAGAUCGAACAUCUUACCGGAGCUAUACUUACCAAAACGAGCAGCAGUAGUGGUAGCAGCAACACAACAGGCACGUCCACGGUGACGAUAAAAACAGAGCCGGGCACGAAACCAGCGGCGGAAAAAACGAACUCAACCUCCAACCUACUACCGAACCAUACGUCCAGCACGACCAUCAGCAGCAACAACCUGUCUCCAUCGUCGACGGCCAUCUUGCACCACGGUACCACGAUGGUGACCGUGAAAAGUUCGCCCAACGUUGGAGGAAGCAAUGGCAACAUUGCCACCGCUGCCAGCCCUACCAGUCUCGUGCUGACGACGGUUGGUCGGGCAGAGACGGCAUCCGGCAACAGCAGCAGUGCGUCGUCAUCACCGUCGGCCGCUUCCUCACCGGGCACGGUUUCGUUGAGCGGGUUGUCCGGUGGGCUGGCGAAGAAACCACGACCCAAGACGGUAUCACCGACCCGCCACGGUCCGCAACAGUGUCAGGUUUGCAGCAAAGUGUUCGGAAAUGCAUCCGCACUCGCCAAACACAAGCUAACGCACAGUGACGAGCGCAAGUAUGUGUGCGGCAUGUGUUCGAAGGCGUUCAAACGGCAGGACCACCUCAAUGGCCAUAUGCUGACGCAUCGUAACAAAAAGCCGUACGAAUGUAAGGCGGAAGGCUGUGGCAAAUCGUACUGUGAUGCGCGAUCGCUAAGACGUCAUACCGAGAACCAUCACAGCGCACUUGGGCUGGCGAACUCAUCCGGUACGGCAAGUCCCGGCCCUGGUGGAAGUAAUGCAGGACCGCCCGGUGGGCUUAGUUUAUCACCAGCGACAGCGAGCGGCGAUGCAAGCUCUCCCCAUGGAGCAACAUUAGUCCAAUUCACCACCACAACCACCGGCAACGGAACGACCGGCAGUAGCUCCAGCAACAGCAAUUGUAGCCUUUCGAGCAGCAGUUCGAGCAGCAGUUCCAGCAGCAGCAGUAGCAGCAGCAGCAGUAGUAGUAGCGGAAACGUUAGCGACUCCAGCUCCAGCUGCAAAUCGCCUUCACCGAGCUCGCCCGCGCCAGGCUCGGGAAAUGAGGGCCUUACGCGCCAACAGCUCGAUCUUAUUUCCCAGAUCAUGCAGCAGACGAAGCAGGCGAAUGCAGCGGCCGCUGCUGCUGCCGCCGCUUCCAGUGUCAGCGCGAGCGGUAACGGCACCGGACAGUUGGUCACCACCAGCCAGAAGGUUCCGGUACGUCCACGAACCUGGAAUAUGCAGCUGCAGCUCAGCCAGAACAAGCUGUCCGCAACUACCGCAACGACGGCGACGACACUAACGUCAGCGGUGGCGUCGACAACGGCAACGGUGGUUAGUACAGUGCCAGUGCCUUCAAUGGCAGUCGGACAGACGACCACGCUGUCCACCUCCAACGCCGUCAACCCCACCAUCAUCAGCUCACACCCGAACGGUACCAUCACCACCAACAUCAUCAGCAAGGCGACAAAUGCUGGCGGUGCAAGUGCCGAUCCUAAUGGACCACUCGCCGGGACAGCGACCAUCUCAGUGUCGUCGUCUGCGGUCGGUACGUCCUCCAUCAGUGCGGUCAGUGCGGUUUCGACGACGGCAUCCACUACAACGACAACUACAUUAACAACCGGCAUCGGACAGGGUGGCGGUGUGCAGAAUCAACCUGCUCAACAGCCUGCCGCCGCCGCUACCACCACCAAGCUCGAGCAGAAGCCGGUCGAAUGUAACCUGUGCCACCGGAAGUUCAAAAAUAUUCCCGCCCUCAACGGGCAUAUGCGAUUGCACGGCGGUUACUUCAAGAAGGAUUCGGAGGCAAAGAAAUGUGAUAAGAAGGAAAACACUGGGCCACCGCUACAGACAGCGAGCGUUGGUGUGCGGGCAUUGAUCGAGGAGAAGAUCAUCAAUAAGCGCAGCAAGGAUUUGAAGAAUCUCUUAUUGAAGGGUUCAUUCGUCGUACCGGCUCCACCGUUAACCGCCCGUCGGCUGAUCGACGCCAACGAAGCAUUCCUCUCACCGAAACCGAACACGGUUGCAAUCGUCUCCACGUCCAACGGUACUACCCAGAUCAUCAAUACCGCCACGUUGCACUCCAAAGCCACGCUUAUAAAUGUCACCAGCUCACCACAGUCCAUCAGCACCUCUUCGGCACCUUCCAUAACGAUCAAUGGCUUGGCGACGGGUGCUACCACCACUACGGUUGCCGGCACCGAACUCAAAGAUGCUACAUUAAUCGAACUGCUAAAACGCGGUACCAAGGUGGCGGUGAAACGGACAGCCUCCACAGGGGAUACCUCCUCCACAGUGUUAUCACUGCAGCAGUCCACGAUCAAUCCAACGAUCUCCUCCGCGACCAUCGCUAAUCAUGCAACGGCUCAGCUGAUCACGUCUGCCAACUCUCGUACCGUUACCGUGCUGCCCGGUGCGACACUGUCCACAACGCCAAAGAUGUCGCCCACGAUCACUGGCACGAGUCUGAUGACGAAUCCCACCAACGAUGGUACUCCACUGUCGUUAACCAUAUCGCAAACACCGACAUCAGCACCAGGCGAUGUGUUUACGCUAGCCUACUCUACCGACUUUGGUGAUGGCGAUGUGUACAGCGUAAGCGAUACGGCCAUGCUACUGCAAGCCGUCGACCCGAUCCAGCUUCUGCAGGACUCAAACUCAACCGAACCGCUCGACGAGAUCGCUCUCUCCGACUACGGCUCCAUUAGUGAUCAAGGAUUUGCACCUUCGCGUCAAAUACAGGCCGUGCUAGACUCUCCCUUACCGGAGGGACUGGCCGAGUUUGGAGCCCUGCACGGUAAAGACUUCAGUGUGUUAUACGGUGGCACAACAACGUCCGGCGAAGUGAAUGGAGGAACGACUUCUUCUGCCACCAAUUUGCUUCAAUCCUCCCCGUCGGGAUCUCAUCUUUCACCGCUUCCUUCACCACUGGCCUAUCCAACGCCUCCGGCCUCGCACGAGGCGGUGGCACAGGCAUCGCCUUUUCUGGACGACUCGCGUCACUUCACCGACGCGGGCUCCUUCUUCGACGAUAAGCGCGGUGCGCAAAGUUUCCUCGACGAUGGCUUCUUCAAGACCGAACCGAAGGACGAUGAAACGAAAGUGUCCGACAGUGAGAAGAUACUGGCGCUCAAGCAUGAGCUGCUGGAUGAAAAUCACGACCUGUUCCGAGCAAACAAACACCUGCUGGAUGAGCAUUGUUCGGAGCUGUUCAAGACGGAGGAUAGCUUUUUCGCCGAGUCCAAGCCCACCUCGGUGGAUGGAACGUCCAAGAUGAAUCUGGACUUUCUGGACGAUGCGCAGGUCUUUAUCGAGGAGACGCGUAACGCAUCUUCGCCCUUAUCGAAUGCAUUCUUUUCCGCUACCAUGUCAUCGGCGGCGGAAGUGAAGGAAGCACUCGAAGAGGUAUUACCCAACGAUGAUGACGACGAUAUUGGUGUGACGGAGGGUGAUAUCGAUCUGUAUUACCUUAAUGGCCUUUCCUCGCUGCAGUCACAAAUGAUGCCCAAUUCGGACGAUCCAUUACUGUCCUCGUCACCGAAAGACUUUGCCCACCGGCAGCAUCAAAAGUUUCUCUUCGAACAGAGUCAAGCCGCUCAGCAGCAACAGCUACAGCAACAUCAGCAACAGCUGCAGCAGCAGCAACAACAAUUACAACAACAGCAACAGCAGCAACUAUUGCAACAACAGCAACAACAACAAUCCGCCGGUGUUGGCGCAAUCAACCAAUGCAUGCCUCCUAGUGCCAAAAAAUCUAAACCCUCGGACGUUGAUCCGAGCACCUUUGGAGGUGAUGCGAAUAAGGUUCCCCUCACGGUACAAACCGAUCCCAUGCCAAAGGACGCGGACAGUGUGUUCCUCAGUCCGAGCAGUCUGUCCUCACACAGCUGUUCCUCUUCCUCGUCUUCAUCCUCACUGUCGCUUUCCUCGGUAGCUUCACCCAGACUGCAGCAUGCGCUCCUGGGCAGUGCCAACUCUGGAGGACCUGUGUGGCCUCGCAAGCGCUCCCAAUCAUCAGCAACCGGUGCUGUGAACGUCUCCAGCCUUCCCGUCGGCCAGCGCAAACCAACCAUCUAUCUGUCCAAACUGCGGCGAUCCACCACGUCGCUUCUGCCGGCAUUACACUACACCCCUGCACCGAUGCUAAACCCCGAACGUAUCGGAACUACCGGAUUGUACACGAACGUAACGCACGCUCGUUCCACAGGUGCCACGGACGUGGAUCUCGACUCCACAAUGGACAGCACGAGUGACAUCUUUUCCGAGCCUCCGUUACCGAUACGUCCCCGUAUUAACCUCGGCCCAGACUAUCAAGCCAUCGUACCGGAAUGUACGCGACCGGUCUACAGUGGGCUGCAGCAGUUCCACGCUGCCCAGCAGGCCCAACGUCUCUGGGAUCCGGCGUUAACUCCGAACGAGCGUCAAGUGCAACGUUUCAUCGAGCUCGCUCGUUCGUCGGCCGCUCCGUUGGGAUGCCACUCGGAGGAGAAUGCGCUGCGUGCUCUGCUGGAAGCGAAUGGUGAGAUACACCAGGCCAUUCUCGGUAUGCUGCAGGGUCCCCCUGCCACCAUACAUCGCCGCUGGACGGCCGACGAAAUCGAGCAGCUCAUCCAGGGUCUCGAAGAGUACGGCAAAGACUUUCACCGAAUCGCACGUGAUUUGCUGCCCGGCAAAUCGACUGCCGAUUGUGUGCAGAUGUACUACUUCUGGAAGAAGCUCGGAAUCGAUUACAAAGGUACGACGGCACUAGCCGGACCCAAAUACACCGGCAUGCAUGGUUCACCGUCCCCUACACCGUCACCACCGGCUCCACCGCCGCCGGUAGAGGAUCUACUGUUGGAUCAUCUGGACUAUACGGCCAAUACGGGCACAGGGACGACACUUGCCAGAUCGCAUCAGCCCGUACAAACUGUCAAUCUUCAGCAAAAUGGCCACACCGUCAGUACGCCCAGCGAUGUCCGACCGCAUGUCUGCGAAGUUCCUGACUGUUCAGCGAGCUUCUCGUCCAAAGCGGCCCUCCACGGUCAUAUCCGCAUACACUGCAUCGGACGUAGCCACAGCACAGUUCAAAAUGGUAAUUUCUUGAGUGCCGCCGGUAACCCCAUUAACCCUAACCACAUACCGACAAAGGAUGACUAUCCCUGCAAGGUGUGCGGCAAGGUAUUCAAUAAGGUAAAAAGCCGAAGCGCUCACAUGAAAUCACACCGGCCGCAGGAUGCAAGCGAUCAGUUGCAGCACCAACUACAACUUCAUCAGCAACAGUUGCAGCAACAGCAGCAGCAGCAACAGCAGCAGCAGCAACAACGUCAACAGCAGCAAGAUAACGAAAAGCAAGAAGUACACACAGAAGAAAGCACGCAACUGCAGCUAACAGUGACGAAGUGAGCCACCACACAAACAAAAAAACCCCCGAAAGCGACAUGUGACAACGCAACAGAGGUGAAAACACAUCCAACUGAAAGUAUGGAGAAACACGCAUCUAGACAAUCUUUUUGCCAAAAAAAAAAUACAACAAAGGAAUGGCCCCAAUGACGGUGAAAGGAUGAUGUGAAUGUUUACCAUUCGCUGUAAAACAAAACAAAAAAAAAACAAAAAAUCCCGCCCUAGCCAAACACCCUGAAACACGUCUCACCGUUUUCACCACCUUUUGACAAAGUGAAGCAGACAACAACACAAAAACCCGUGACACAAAUUAGGAAAAGUUGGUAAAUGAAAUACAAACCAACGCUAAACUUUACACUUAACUAACGAAAGGUUGUUAAAGCUACAAAUUACCGAACGCAGCUCAAUAAUGUGUGAAAACAAUGAAGAAGAGAAGAGUGGGAAAAAAAGGAGAAAAAUCACCAGAAACGUAAACAAGUGUUACGAGAUGAAAUUCGAGUUGAUCGGGUACCCGGACCGCCUAACCGUUCUAGUUGUGUAAGUACUGUGAAAAUACCAGGUCAAAUUAUGUAACUUCCAAGCAAAAUGUCUCCUAUCGCGGGACAACUUAACCUUAGGCACAAAUGCGCCAUCGAGUGAGUGGAAAGUGACGAACUUUAAAAUCUCUCUUACAAAAACAAAAAAAAAACAAAGGUGGCAACACACAUUGUGCGUGCACAUUGUUAUUGUCACCUGUGUACACUAGCUAAGCUCUCUACGAAUAGGCUACACUAAGCAAAUGGCAAACCGUAUAUGUAAGAUGGCUACCGGAUAGUACCGGUAGGUCCGAUGGUAGGUUGUAAGUGUGUGUGUUUUUUGUACACAAGUGAGUUUUUUCGUUGUUGAAUCUUUCUACUCUAGUCGUAAAUUUGAAACUGCUCAACACACACAAAACACACUGUGGCACACGUUCACAUGGAGCGGGUGGUAAAUAUUAUAAUACAAACAAAAAAAAACGGUAAGGUUGUCGCAAAAUGGUCGAAGAUGGAACAAAAUGGCCCCCAACAAAAUGGCUGGCUUAUCGAUGUUUAUGUAGAUCAUUAAACACACUUUUAAACACACACGUCGCAUUGUACAUAGAGACUUUUUGUGUUCUGUUCUAAACAUUAACAAAAAAAACACACACAUACAUACAAAAUGUGCAUUCAUUGUUGCUCACACACACAGGCACGCAAAAACCGAGCAAGUGUUUUGUAGGCUUAAGUGCUAUACGUUGCAAUUUUUGCAAACAUCAGCAAGCGUUAUAGGAAAAGACAUUUCAUCGCGUGGUGGCCAUGAUUUCGUGGCUAUUUCGUUUUUUGCCGUAUAGUGGUAAGUGUGACGCAAAAAGGGUAGAAAGGGAGAAGUAAAGAAAGAAGCGAUUUAAGUUACCAAAGGCAUCGAACGCACACCUUUAAGUUAUCCAAAUAUUUUGCACCUUAACCCAAAAAAGCAAUUGUAGCACACAACUUUAGCAUAACUUCUUCCACGUAGCAAAGAAUGCUGAAUUGGUGGCCAACGUACCGUACCGUACACCCUUUUCUUUCCCCCAGUAUUAUCGGAACAAAUGAAGAAGAAAAAAUCCUUCUCCUCACAAUCACAAUCACAGGAAUAACGUUGCCAAUGGAUUUGUUACGCGUGUGCGUGUGUCUGGGUGUGGAAGAUCGUUUGUUUCGUCGAUGCAAAUGUCUCCUUUUCCAUGGAGAUCGUUAAGUAUCCGAAACCGUGCACUACAUAACGCAACGAAAGUAAACUGCAAUGCUGCAGUUAUUAUAAAACAAAGAAAGUAAGCACUUUGUUUAAAGAAAGUGAAAAGGAAAAAAAGACAUAAUUCAUGAAAGGCGGUAGAAAACAAAACAAAAAUUAAAACAAAAAAAAACAAGUGGAAAUAAGUAAGAUAAGAAAAUACAAAGUAGUGUGCAGAAUGCUAUACAUCUAUUUCCUAACGAAAUAACUAAGUUUUACUAAAAGAUGUGUAGAGAAGAGAAUGGAAGGAAAGGAAGAAACCGUAAACUUGAAACAUGGUUGUAUCUAGAACUUAAGUGUUGAUCAAUGUUCUUAAUUCUAUAAAUGAUUGAAUCGUAAGUAAAUGGAUUAUGGAUAAUGGUGGAAGUUAGCUUAGAAGGAGAGCAGCAAAAAAAAGUGCUUAAAUACAAAUGAAACAACAAGAAAAAAUCGCGCACACAGAAUGAUGCACCGAUCAUUUUAAGCACAAACACACACACAAAGAAAGAUCAAAUCGAUCGUUGUUAUAAAAAUAAUUCAUGCGCAGAUGUGUGCGAGAAAAAAAUACCCGAAGGUGGAAAACGUGAUUUGAAGAAGCAUUGAUAACAGGGUAGACUUAAACUUCUAUCUUCAUCCACUCAAACGUGCAUACACACACAACUAUUUCACUCACACCACAGAGACUCUCGUUCUCGCGCUCUUUCACACACUUUGUACUCUAUGUCUCUCCAGUCUGUCACGCACUGUUCAUGUACGGAGAUCGAGAUAUAUCAGUGUUUUUUGUAGUAUAUAAAUUUAUUUUUCUACUUCCAAUUCCGAAUUUGAUAAUUGAACCUUUCGAAAGAUCUAACUCGAACUAGAAACCCAGAACAAAAAAUCGGUUGCUCAUUGGUACACCAAUCACGAUUUACACGUGUCAGCACGUGUUACAGGUGAGGUUGUAUAAUUGAGGUGAGGAACUACGGAAUGUAAAUGCCCAACAACUAAAGUGAUCACUGUAAGCUAGCGCAAAUUUUAUUAAACGAUUUAACAUGCUCAAACUUUUUUUUAUUACUGAUUAAAUGUUUAAAAAAACUGACUUGUAGUAGUGUUAGUGUAGCGUUAAUUUGAAGUUGACUCUUCCCCGGCAAUGUUACAGUAAAGCACAAAACAAUUGAUUUUAAUUUUCGUUUUAGUACAGUAUCAAUUCGUACAAAAUGUGAUAUUAAAAAUUUGCUCUUUUUUGAACGAUCUUAACCGUUAAUAAUUGCUCAAACUGAACAUAAGGUUUUGCAGUUUUUUUCCAUUCUCUCAUUUUAAGUGACAAUCAGUCCUGUAAACUUAACUCUCCGUCAGAUGCUCUCAAAUGUGCUCAAUUUUUUUUUUUUUUGAUUUUUGCAUCAGAUUAUGAAGCAAAACGUUGCGCAACGAAUGUUUCCCCAAAUCAAACCCCAGUUGUACAUCAUUGUAGUGAGAAACUUUUUACAUCGAUUAAACGAUUAUUUCCGUACCGUUCUGCAUAUGCUCCAAGGUGGUGACCGUUUUUUGAGACAAACAAAAGCAUUAAACAAAAAUCAAACAAAACCAACAAAAAAAAACAGAGCAAAAAAUGUUACUGGCGUGUGUGUGUGUGUAUGUAGUAAGACCGGGGUUGGAAUGCGGUAAGGUGUAUGUGUAAAGCAAAUGGUGGCAAAAUCAAAUACUCCGCGUUGUGAUUUUUAAACGAAUUAAACCUAAUGCAAACGAAACCACGAAACGAGCCGCAGAAUACUCAAAACCAACACACUCAACUUUGCUGUGCUACUGAUUACUGGAUGCGUUCGUUUACUGUUUGUAUGGUUCUAGGACAAUUUUAAGCUAUAUCUGUCUAAGGCGGAGAUGUUAAGCGCGUGUUAGGGAAAAAUGGGGAACGAAAGGACAAAUCGUUUAAAACGCAUCGUACUCUUACUUUUGGGUGCUAAGCCAUGUUGGAAGUUACCUCCUAAAAGGAAUUUGUUUCGUUUCGUUUUUCUACCAUUCGUACUAACCUUAAGGUGUGUAUGUGUGUGUGUGUGUGUAUAACAUUUACAAAUACAGAUUAAGAUUUCGUACAAACAUCGUGGUGUGAUGUGUGGCUACACCUAUUUCUAUUUCUUCUCUGUUUGUAACCCUAAAGACAAGAUCCGCAAAAAAAGGAAGAAACCAAACCUAACGAUAUCGAAAUAUGUCAAAAUCGAGAUAAAAUGGUGUCCCAUCGGUCUAAAAAGAAUUAAGAAGAAGAAAAAAACAACUCAAAACGAAAGGAAACAUUAGAACAAAACAAACAAAACAAACUCUAAACUGCACGAAUGGAAUGAAAUUGAGAUAAUAGAAGUUAAUACAUAUCAGUUUUCUAGAAGAAAUUUAUGAUAAAACAAACAAACCUAACUGCAAGUGUAUUUAAGACAACAACAAAAAAGCUCUUAUAAAUCCGUACCGAAAUGGAAGGUGCAAAAUGGUAGCAAGUUGUGGAAAAGUUGUGGAUAAAAAAACGUAUAAGAGCAUAGCAAAGCAUAGAAGCUCAAAGGAAAAAAAAGAUAGCAGAGGAGAAAGAAGCAAAACAAAAACACUUUUAAACGUAAAUUGAACGAAUUAAACCAAACACCAGGCGACGGUGCAUAAACCGUACUGGGCCUGUUUGUGUACAGUGUGUGACGAACGCUUUGUGGAAAUUCAACCUUACGAAACGUGUUGUGUACCUUGUAUAUCUUUAAAACAAAACAAUAUGAUAACGUUGAAUAAUGUCGCCUGUUCCAUACGACACCGGCAAAACACGCUGGUGUGUACGUGUGUGUGUGUAUGUACGUACGUUUAGUGGUUACGUUUCCAUCGUUCUGGCUGGUGAAGGAACAGAAACGGAAAAGCAACAAAACGAUGCCAAAUUAGUUUUUAUCGCGGGGAUAGAUUAGACUGGACAAUGUGACACGGUCUCCAAUAUGUCUUCGAAAUGCUAUUUUACUUUAGCAACUAAACAGCCAAAACGAGAAAUCUCACUAUAGUAAAGCAAAAGUUCGAUAAAAACAAGAGCGAGAGAGAGAGAGAGAAAGCAAGAAAGAACGACAUGAAUGAAAAAGGAAAAAUAUGAAACAAAAGAAAACAAGCCUUCCACAGAACGAUGCAAAAAGUGAAGGCAAAUAAUAUUUAAAAGUAAUACUCAAUGACAAUCCAAAGAAAAAGCAAACAAACAUCUACACAAAACAAGAACAAGAACAUGAGAAAUGAAAUGGAAACUCGUGCAAAACAAAACAAAACAAAAAUGGCACAUGAGACGAAUUCUAUCACUCCUUCACAGCUGCUUGUUUGUACAUAAGGAUGCUCCUUGUUUCUUGUGCAAAACACAAUUAGUAGUAGUGCGUAAGUUAUAUUGAUGCAGAAGCAUUUUACUCAUUUUUAGUGCACGCACGCACACACACACACUCACACACAAGAAUUUAACAAUAAUUAAUAUAUUGUUAAUUUAAUUUUAAUGCUUUACUGAAACUAUUCUUAGUACACAUAAUGUGUGUGUUUUUUUCUGUUUUAACAAAUGCUUUUUAGUUUAACUGAAAUAUAGCAUUUGUUUGUAAGACACUGUAAAGACAUGGCCUACUCUAACCGCUACUAAGAAAGCGUUCAAGCAGAGCUUACUUAUUGAGUUAAAGUACUACUUAUUCUUCUUAUUUCUUCAUAUUCUUAUUCUUCUAAACACACUUACACACACACCCACCCACACAAACAAAUCUUUCCUUUACGUUGACGUUUGAGACGGAUCAACGAUAAGUUUUGUCAUUUAGUAGUAAUAAUUUAAAACUCCCUCGAUGUUUAGUAAAUUAAUUAGCCAAUUUUAAGCGUUUCAGUGCAAAUGUUUGAAACUGGUUUUCAAAUGCACACGAAUACAUAUAAAUAUAUAAUUUUUGUAAGUUGUUUAAAUUUUGUUUUUACCUUACUAAAACUCAUCGUUUACUUGUCAAUUACGUUGAUCGUUCCGUGUUACGCAUUAGGUUAGUGGAAAUGUUUUCCGUUUUCCUUAUUAUUCACCAUUUUAAUUAAACUCUAUCACACGCACACGCACACACAUGUACACACUUACAAAACAGACCCGAGGAUAGGUUUAGGCACACAAUCCUCACCAGCAGAUGGAUUCGGGCUUAUGGCAGACAUUUUAAGCUCCUCAUUUACUCGGCAUUGUGUGAUUUCACUGAUGUUUGUGUGUGUGUGUGUGCCCAUCAUAAUGCGAUAGUAUGGAUAUAUUUAUAAAUGGGAAUUAUCGAAAGUAUAUAUUAUACAUUAUUAUAAUUAUUAUGCAUUAUUAAGUAAUCGUUACAUUGUAUGUGCAGACAACAUGAAAACAAAUGAAACGUACGUUUAAUGCGACCGAAACGCGUUGCUCAAGUGUGUGAAAGUGUGUAACAAAAACAAGCAAACAAACAAGAAAAGUGCACAAGUUUUAACUGAUUGUAAGCAAACAAAAGAAGAAAGAAAAAGAAACAAUAACAACGCACGCACGAGAAGAACAAAACGAAGAAUGGAUUGGAGCGGAAAAACAGUAAACAAUAUAAGGAAGAUUUCUUUUAACCAGCAAACAAACUGUACAGAGAGAAAAACAAUGUAAUAUUAAAAGCUACACAACAUAUUCACACACAGAGAAACACACACUCAUACAAACAAGCGUAAUGUUCUGCCAGCCAGCUCCAACAAGAAUAUAAAUGUUUUUCACUGUUAGUUUUUAAUGUGAUUAUAUUGUAAGAUGAAAGGAAUUGUUCUGGUGAAACAAUACACUUGCAACACGAGAAGCACGAAAGACAUUUAAGCCAAUUGGGAGUGGGGAGGGAUGGGGGGUGGGACAGGGAAGGUUGGGUUUGUGUUGAUGUAAAAUGAAAUGUUACAACAACGGAAACCGAAAGUCGAUUAGCAUAAAACAGUUUGAUGAAAUUUAUCGUUUUCUUCAUCAAAUGAAAAAAAAGGAAAAAGAAGACAACACAAUACAAAUGGAGAUGCAAACAAAGCGACCGAGAGAGAAAAACAACAAAACAUUACAAAAAUUUUAUGCGAAUUUGUUUCACUGCGUUUAGUGUAAAACUUAUUCUAUAUCUUUCUGCAUCUUUGUUAGCUCUUAAACUUGGUUUUGUAUUCAAGUUUUUACUUUCAAACACAACUCUUAGGCAAUCGUUAAUUAUUUGCUCAUUAUCCAUGGUUUCGUUUUUAUCUUUCUCGUACAAAUAAUUAUCAACCACGAAAAAAACAAAACAAAAGACAUACCUGUUUGCUCAUGCAACAUCUCUCUCACUCUGUGGUUAGUGAAGCUGGGAAAAAUGGAGUAAAAAAAAUACAAAUCAAUUCGUGUCAAUUCGGUAAGCAACGGUCAAACUACAGCCUGCGGGCCAAGAAAAUAAGCUAUAAACUAAUCGAACCGACAGCACGGUAAUACACGUCACACAUCGAAGCUUUUUUAAAUACAUCGAUCAUAAUGCAAACAGAUUUUAUCAACGGGUGAACGACCCAACAAAGGAACUGUUUUAGCUGAGCGAGAAAACCGCAAAACAAAUGCUCUUUUCACUAGCAAAACAACGAAAGUAAUGUGUUUUUUAUGUGCAGCUCCGAGUAGAAGUUUACCUUGUUUGUAACGCACGCCUACUUAUCUUAACGCAACGAUACACCUUCGAAUUGACAGCAUCGAGUAUAACGCAACGUUACGUAGCGUUACGCUACUAGGCCUACUUAACCUGGCUGUCAGGAAAAAAGGAAAAUUCAAUUUUAAUUUCGAUCGUACUUCGUUAAGAAAAAAACAAUAAACUUAAAUCUCAGCGUACCGAUGACACACUCAUGUACACUAUUAUACUAUUAUAUGUUCGCUGUCCUUCAAUUUACUUGCUGUGUUUCGUAAAGGAAAAAAAUCGCACUGUGGCCAAAAAAAAGUAAAACAGAGCAACAACAAAACAGUUAGUAGCAAAUGAGAGGCACGUUAAACGAAAAUGAAAACAAAAAACAAAAUUCUGUGAUUUCCAACUUGUAAUGAAAUUUACCCUAUUUUCCUUCUUCAGGAAAAUUCCCACCAAACCGAGGGAUGGUGUAGAAUGUAUUAGAACAAAAUGAAGCAAAAAGCAAACACACUCGUUGUUAAUUUUUUCUACAUAGAUGCACUCGUAACCAUUUGAAGACGUGCCGAAAUCAAAAAGACAGAUAGAAAAUCAUGAUUUGUUAUUAGGUUUAUUUUACUAGUUGAGGUUCGCUGCCUUUGUCACUGUCUCAGUUUUUUUGCUUAAUUAUCUUCUCGUUCAAUAUUUUAUUUUAUGUUUUAAUUUGUAAAACGCUGUGUUUUUUCUCUACUACAACUUGCAUACAUUUUACUAAUAGAAAAGCUGUCCGCAAAUCAAAUGAGUGUGCUUAAACAUAAAGAAAAUGACAUAAAACACAACCGAUUUGAGAAUGCAAACAAAGAGAGAGAGAGAGAGA
Molecule: messenger RNA, 16879 nt
Organism: Anopheles funestus (African malaria mosquito)
Lineage: Eukaryota; Metazoa; Arthropoda; Insecta; Diptera; Culicidae
Product: serine-rich adhesin for platelets
Exons: 12
Coding region: 2990-8710 (1906 amino acids)
Biological process (GO): negative regulation of DNA-templated transcription; regulation of transcription by RNA polymerase II
Cellular component (GO): transcription regulator complex; histone deacetylase complex
Molecular function (GO): transcription corepressor activity
Source: RefSeq, a predicted model, not a curated record